AUAGUAUAAUCUAAAACGCUAUUAUUUAUACUGUCUGCGUCAGCAUUAUUCUAUGCCCGCACGGCGCCGUGCGCUCCGAUAGCGGACCAACCACGACCGCUCGCUCGGUUCGCCAUUUUUCUCCAGCCAGUCCUGUUAUAACCGUCGCACGGGUUGUCCGUACUCGAUAUGGCGGCUUACGACAAAGCGAUCGUGCUCAUUUUCAAUCAAUCUGAACCCGUUUAAAAAAUAAAAAAAAUACCCCAAUUAACCCGCCGACAGUGAUCAGUGACUUUAAUACAGAUUUUAGUGAAGUUUUAAAGUGUUGAAGCAGUUUAGAAGUUGAAAAGUUCUGUUGCAAUUUUAGUCCGCCUAAAACUUGGGUCGUGAUACAAAAGAGCUCUUGGUUUUCGAUUGUAAAUGUUGUUGAACGGAGGUUUGUUUUGAAUUAUAAGUGGCACUUUCGAUUUGGACUGGACGGUUGAGUGGCGCAAAGCUGGCGGUAGUCCGUGGAAACUUGACAGAAGGUCAAGCUCACAAGUCCUGGAUUCCCUUUAAAACCAACAUGGAUUCAGAGAGCCGGAGCGAGUCGGCUCUCAACAGCCCGACGGAGCCCGACGUGUCCCUAGCAGCCUCCCUUACGGACCCUAUAGAGGCCACAACGCUAGAGGAGGCCCGAAGGACCAUUAGAGACCUAAGAAUGAAGUAUCGCGCCCAAGCCCACCAGCUUCUAACCUGGCGGCGCGCGCACCGCAUCCAAGAAGAUCUCGUCUCCCGUCUACAAAUAGAGAAAGCCAACCAGCUGAAAUCCCUCUCCAGCCAGCUCCUCCUCUUCGAAUCACGCCUGGUCCGAAAACAGAAGGAAAUCUGCAACAUCAUCGCCGUCAGAGAGUCCAUCAUUGCCAAACAACAGAAAGCCAUCGAAGCCUUGCAAGCGAAACUAUUAGAAAACGGAAUAGAACCAACACAAGCCAUCCCGGACUUCAGAGAAAUGCUCCAAGACACACAAAUCGCCGAUUUCGAUAGCCUCAACGAUUCCGAUUCAGCCGUCAUUAUGGAAGACGUUGAUUCAGACUGUAGUAAUCUCACGCACGUACCACGCUUUAGAAACGCCGACUCGGUCACCAUCGUACGAUCCAUCUCAGACGCUAUCGAUCCUAAUUUAAAAUACAGUAUUAUCCGCCGUUCUAACGGCUUCCUACGGCGUCCUGAGAUAUUAGAAACUGUGUACAGCGUUGAAGAAGAAGCCGAUGCGGACUCCAUGAAAGGUCUUAGCGCUCAGAACUCAACAGAAAAAGAGAUUAAGGACAAUAAGACGGACGAAGAAAAACAGAACGAUUCCACAAGUCUUCUCACUCAAAGACGUGAUAACUUCCGCAUGAGAAGCGUCAUGUUAACCGAAGCGCUCAAAAGCAUAGACGAUGAGAAGAAGAACGAGGCUUGGGCUUACAGCUAUGUUCCAAAGAAGACCGCUUCAGACGACGAAGCUACUGAAAGCGACGAGGAAACGAAACGCAAUCCAGUAGUAACCUACAACCGUGUAAUGUCGAAUCAUCGGAACGUGACGAAACCAAAAGACGUGAAAUACAAGAGGAUAAACAAAGCAAAGUCGAAAAGCUUGGAGGAGUUGCGGGGCCGGCUCAAGAACUGGGUCGACAAAGGGAAUAAGUUCGCAAACUUGACCUUGGAGCAUGCGCAGAGCUACGCUUAAAGUUCCUUUGCGACUAGUCGCACGUUUAAGAGGAAAGUGGACGUCGGUGUCCAUACACUUCCCAUUAUCCUCUCUCUAUAUAAUUAUGUUGUAAUUUAAAUAUGCUACUGGAGCUAUGCCUCUUUAAAUCAUUUCUCGAUUUUAAAUUAUUUUACGUUUUCGGACAUUUCAAUAAUGUUUACAAUUUUUUUCGUUUCAAUCUCUUAUAAUAAUUUGAAAUUAAAAAAAAGUCUAACGAAAUAGCCAUAGUAUAUACAUCAAUUGCGUAAAAACGUCAAUAUUCAGAGAGGAAAUGGGGCCUUCGUUUGCAUAGCGAAGCGGUCGUCCAUUUUCCUCUUAAACUAGUAGCAUAUUUCUAAAUCUCUAUACCUCUGAAACCUAGAGCUUAUAUUUCUCGAUGUUUCUACUUAAAUAUUUAGAUUGUAUGCCAUAAAUAAAUUUUACUGUCAUAUACAUAAAACUUGGACAUUUAUAGUUAGGGAAGUGAGGUUUUGCGAGACGUUUAAAUAAGUUGAAUAGCUAUUUCGAAAUGUUCCAUAACAUAACUCAUAAUCAUUCCAAAAAUAACUUACGACUGCCCGUGGUAAAAUGGUCUAACUUCCUUUGAUGUUAUUAAGAGCUACACGUACUUAGCCGGGCAUUUUUUUCCAAAAUAGGUAAAUUUAAUGUUUUUCCUACUCAAAAUCACGAGCUCCUUCGUUUCUACUAGGAGGAAAAAAGCGUCCCAAGUUUCAUUUUUUCCAUUCCGUUACCAUUUUUCAAACACAUUGCACUACCGAGUACGGCGGUAACGAAACGGAAAGUAUGUAAAAUGUAUGAAAAUAUUUGGGACAUUGUUUAUUUCCUAGGAGCAUGGAAUCAGCUCAUGAUUCUGGACACAAAUAACAUUAAAUUUGCAUAUCGUAAAAAGAGUCCAGUGCAUCAAUACAGAAAAAAAUGCACAGCCGCCGCG
Messenger RNA from Cydia strobilella, 2642 nucleotides. RefSeq lists its product as uncharacterized. The record is from RefSeq and is a predicted model, not a curated record. Bases 545 to 1690 code for a protein of 381 amino acids. NCBI's taxonomy places the organism in Eukaryota, Metazoa, Arthropoda, Insecta, Lepidoptera, Tortricidae. The transcript has 4 exons.